UCUCGCCCUCCCCACCCCGAACCUGGUUUACGGCUCUUGGCUCCAGCUCCAGUGCGGCUUCUGAUUGGCUGCUGAAGACUUGGUCCCACCCCUGUGACCCCAAAGUGCUGAAGGGAGGGGGCGGGGGUGGCCCAGUGCAAAGUGCAUCCCGAAAGCCCCCGGUGCGGACACCCCUCGCUGCUAGCAUCUCAGGCCCGGUACGGCGUGGGAUCUCGCUGUCCCGAGACCUCCUGAGUCCCCCCCUCGGUAAGGUGGGAGCCUCCGGCCCGGAGCGCGGCAGCCCCCGGCUCCGAGUCCCCCACACCCCGAGUCGGCACUUCCUCCCUGCACCCCUUCCCCUGGCUUGCCGGCGGGGGGGGGGGAGCUGAGACCGGCACCCCUAGUCUGCUGGAGUUACCUGGAUGCUCCCUGUGCUGGGGCACUGAGAAGAAUCAGGAACCACCGUGUCCGGCCCUGCCCGUGGUGCUUCUUCAAUGGAGAAGUUGGUGAAUGUGGAGGGGGCUGAGAGGAGGAAGAGAAGCAGCAGCUGAGGGGACAGGUUUGAGCCGGCUGGAGGAAUAUUGCCAAAGGGGUCUUGCCCAUCCACCCGCAGGAAUCAGUAGGCAGAGUGCCUCUGAACAGCGUCCUCCGUUAAGGUUGAGAAGGCACUUCGCCUCUGGAGGCUGGACACACUCAGAACGUUUUCCCAUGAUGCUGUGUGAGCACCAUGGUUACUAGACAGCCCAUAGACCAGGAGAAGGAACCCUGUUCCAUGAGGCUGCUUCCUGUGACUUCAUGACUCCUUUGUGAAAAGCAGACUUUGCUAGGAUGUUACACCACCAUUGUCGAAGGAACCCUGAGCUCCAGGAAGAACUGCAGAUCCAGGCCGCCGUGGCGGCUGGGGAUGUCCACACAGUGCGGAAGAUGCUAGAACAAGGCUACUCUCCAAACGGCCGGGAUGCCAACGGCUGGACCCUGCUCCACUUCUCUGCAGCCAGAGGAAAGGAAAGAUGUGUCCGGGUAUUUCUAGAACACGGAGCUGAUCCCACGGUGAAGGACUUAAUCGGAGGCUUCACUGCUCUUCAUUACGCAGCCAUGCAUGGCCGGGCCAGGAUCGCACGCCUGAUGUUGGAGUCGGAAUAUCGGAGUGACAUUAUUAAUGCAAAAAGCAAUGAUGGCUGGACUCCCCUCCACGUGGCUGCCCACUACGGUAGGGACUCGUUUGUCCGGCUCCUCCUGGAGUUCAAGGCCGAGGUCGACCCGCUCAGCGAUAAAGGUACCACCCCCCUUCAGCUCGCCAUCAUCCGAGAGAGGUCGAGCUGUGUGAAAAUCCUCCUGGACCACAAUGCCAACAUUGACAUUCAGAAUGGUUUCCUGCUGCGAUACGCUGUCAUCAAGAGCAACCAUUCUUACUGCCGGAUGUUCCUUCAGAGGGGAGCAGACACAAACUUGGGGCGCCUGGAGGACGGGCAGACUCCUUUGCACUUGUCCGCCCUGAGGGAUGAUGUUCUGUGUGCACGGAUGUUGUAUAACUAUGGCGCAGACACGAACACAAGGAACUAUGAAGGUCAGACCCCACUGGCUGUUUCAAUAAGUAUUUCGGGAAGUAGUCGGCCGUGUUUGGAUUUCUUACAAGAAGUCACAAGACAGCCCAGAAACUUACAGGACCUGUGUCGAAUUAAAAUUCGACAAUGUAUAGGCCUUCAAAACCUGAAGCUACUUGACGAACUGCCCAUCGCCAAGGUCAUGAAGGACUACUUAAAACACAAAUUUGAUGAUAUCUGACAGGCCAGGACUGUGAGCAAGAUGAGGAGUUCAUGUUCCAGAUAUUUAAAAGGCGCUUUUUUUUUUCUGCCUUGCACAAAGUAUAUCCUAUGCAAUUUCUGAUUUGCUCUAAAGUCAGAAAGCAGGUAUACACGUUGGGGGCGGGGGGAGGGUGGUUUGUUUGUUCGGCUGGUUGGUUUUCCUCGGAGAAGAGGGAUUUUUUUUAUAUAUAUACAUAUCUCUCUAUAUAUAAACAUACCACAUGCUUGAAGGUCUUAAUUUGGUUUCUUGGUCCAAGUUUAUGAGGUCCAAGCUUUCUAUACAAUAUUGCAUUUAGGAAAAUUGUGUUUGGUUUUGUUAUUUUUUUUUCUUCCUAAGUGAUGUAAGCCGGUUUGAAGUGGAGAAUUUUAUCCUUACACAUUUAUGAUUUUAUUUGUGAGUGCGGUACUAAAAGCCAGCAGAACACUUAUCAAGGUUUGCUGUCGAUUUUAUGGGGUGGGGGGAGGGAUGGGGGUGGGGCUCCCAGGUUAAUAUACUAAAAGUACCCUAAGAAAAGUUUUUUAAAGUCAUGGCUGUCACUUUAUUCAUUCUGAAUCGAGGACAAAUUGGCGAUUUCAAACUUUUUUUUUUUUGGUCCUCUCUAAUUAAUGUAGCUUUCCAAUGACAGAAACCCAGUACCUCUGCUUUUCCUGUUGGUGUGCUCUUGUUUUUUAACUUAUUAUUUUUUUUAACUGUAAGACACUACUCUGAGACAUGGUGUUGUGACUUUCUGUCUCUGGUUGAAUUGUACUUUUUAAAGAAAUUAAUGGGAAAGAAAGCAACUUUAUAAAGCCAGUGUAUUUUUUUUUAAUCACUCUUCUAGUGCAAUACACUUCCGCUAUGUCCUGUUCAUAUGUUUCUCUGGCUCUUCCCCAUUCCCCACCAGUUGUGACAGACCCCCAUCAUAAUGGGGGCUAGCACUUUUCUCACUAUGACAGAACCCAGGCUGUGUCCCUUACAAUGAACAUUUUAAGUUUGGUCUUUUCUUUCCCUUUGAAUAGCAGAUUCCAUAUUCUGGUGGUUGAAUGGACCCUAAAAAAAAAAAGAAAGAAAGAAAUAGCUCAGGCUAUUGUUAAACCAUUUGGCUUUAAUGGUUAAAUCAUUUUAAAUGGUUUCUUGGUGUUUUCUUUUUAUUUCCUUCUUCCUGGUAAUAUAUACAUAUAUACAUAGAUUAUAUUAUGGGUAAAGUCUCUAAUGGUGCACAUUUGUUAAGUCUGGCUGAUUCCUAAUAUGCUAACGUAAAUAGUCACGGUCUAUUUUACAGUUAGGUCCAGUGGAGCUCUUGAGGACAGUUAACUUAUUUUGAGGGCUGAUUGGGUGGGUGCGUGCAGUGUAUAGAUGAGGCCGGGCUAGAGCUCUGGUAAGCAGAGGAGAAGGUCCUGGGAAGUGGGCUCCAUUCUUUAGUCACCAUUCUGUUCCUUUCAGUUUCAGCUGUCCCCACGUUCUCUUCAGGGUGGGAAACUUCCAAACAUUUACAUAACAUUGGUAAAUCUGCCAUCUGAAGUUUACAAGGCCUAGGAAGGGCUACUCUUUUUUUUUUCUUGUCUGAAUUGCCAGUUGUAAGGUCUAAAGUGCAAAAGCUCUUCCAGCUACAAGUGGCCCGCAGCCAUGCGGAGCCGUCUCUGGGCUACCUUUUCCCAGCCAGCAGUACUGCUUUCCUCAAGCACGAAGUUUGUUCUCCUGGCUGUACACAACUCAGCCUGACACCACGGGUGCCCCCGCCUGCUUGUCCCCGGACACCAUGUGUGUUGCUGAACAGGCUGGGGAUUAUUUGGAGAAUUGACUGGUUGUGGUCCUGUAGAUUUGGGUCAAUAGUUGUUCCAAAGGUAUCCAUCACCACCCUCAACAUAGCUGGAGCCUGAUGGGUAGGAAUGGGUCCUCUGACCUGUUCCUAAUGGCCUUCUCCAGGGAGAGUCCCUUAGUGAAUUCUAGCAAGACCCAGGUCAGAGCUUAUUGGCAGCGUUAGGGACCACGAGAUGGCCAGAAUGGAUGGUGCCUAGGGCUGCACUCUGAACACUGAUUUAACUAAUGGACCUUUGUCCAGGCCUCCUUUCCACAAAUGCCAAUAAGUGUUACUAAUUUAUUCAGCUACUAUACAUAAUGAUACUCUCUCCCGAGCCAUUCAGAGGUUUCCAAACAAAGUUAGCCACUGAGUUUGAGUCAGCUCAUGAGUAAAAAGAUCCGAUCAAGGUAAAUUCUUGGUUCUAUAUUGCUGCUGUGACUUCAGAAGAAGAAAAAAAAAAACAGAAAAAGAAAAAAUUAUGAGAGCUCUUCCUAAAAUUGAAAUUUCUAUUUAAUGAAGAAGUAUAUAAUUUCAUUAUUUAUUGUUCUGAGGUUUGAUUUAUCUGAAAGCUUAAAAAGAAUGUUUUAUGUUUGCUGUUAAUGAAAUUGCAAUCAUAACUGUAUUUAACGACAACGGAAAUGUCUUGCAGUUGGCAGUGGUGGGGCAUUUGUGCAAGUGAUCUGGCAAGUUGGCACUUGAAUUUGAUUGGCAGAGAAACAUUCUGUUCCGUUCACAUGCGUGGUACGAGCAACUAUUUUCAGGAAAUUAACCGAUUGGGUUUUCCAGAAGUUUGAACACACGGUGUUCAUUCAGCAUUACCAAAUCUUGCAAAUUCUUCAGUGUUUCUUUUGAAAUUUAUUAUUUAAGCGUAGCACUAAAUUUUUAUAAAACUGUAUUUGGCAAAGUACACCAAAGACACCAGCUCAUAGAAGAUUAUGAUCAUUAAAGAACUCCAAACCUCAUCUUUUGCAAACAAAGGGUUGUGGGGUUGUUUUUUUUUUUUGUAAAUAUUUGUGUUUAUAAAUGUAUAGCAGACUAAGAGUGUUGUGGGGUUUUUUUAGACCAUUUAAUUCCAUAUUUCUGAGCGACUUAACUACAGAAUAACCCACCCAUGCUCUUUAGUUUGGAGGACAAAUUGUUUUCCUCCUCCUUUAGUUCAUUACCAGUCAUGUUUGGAAUGGCAUUUUGGUGAAUUCUCACAACGUCGACAUACUCUUGGCGUGUGAGGGAGGCUGGUGGCAUGGCUUUGUCACCUGUUCCGAACCCCCAAGAGUCAUAUGGGUUGCGCUUAAUGGCCAGAGUGGACCCCACAAAAUUGAGAUUUUAAACUUCCCUGCAGAAUUGCUCAUUAUCCCGAGAUGUGAUUGGAAUAUGGCUAUCUGCCCUCAAAUUUAGCUUUCACCUCAUGCCCCGUGUGUUAUAUCAUAAUCUUAUUUUGUUCUGCCUUUGUAAUGUAUGUUUUGCUUUGGGUCAAUUUGAAUUAAAAAAAAAACUUUGAAUCUGAUUUUUAAAAUGUAUUGGAAUUGUAUUUUCUUUCUAGUCUGCCUUAAUACUUUUAACUGCUUGAUGAUAAAAGAAAUCAUAUCCAUCACUAGUGUUUGGAUCGCUAAGAACUGGCCAAGAAUGUGGUGCAGCAAACAGCACCACACUGCAUUGUCAAAAGCCAGUUUGGUUGGUUUGGGUUAUGGUGGUCCGGGGUUUGAACUCUUUAAGAUUCUGUCCUCGCUAAGCAGGUGAUCUUACCACUCAGCCACACUUCUGGUCCUGAUUUUGCAGGCUAUUUGUUCAGAUGAAUGGUCUCACUUCCUGCCCUCGUAUACCCCUGGGCAUAGCCAGUGUUAGUUAGGCUUCCCAUUUAGGUAAGAAGCUAGGUGGGCAUGACAUCAUCCAGCUCUCUGUUGAGAGAAGGUCUUAGGAACUUUUCUACCCUGGGGUUGGUCUCAAACCAUGAUCCUCCCAAACUUGGCUUCCUGAAUAGCUAGGAGCCCAUGCCUGAGCCGGUAGUGCCUGGCUGAAGACUGUAGUCUGCAGUGUAGAGGUCCAGCACGGAGCCAUCUUGGGCCACAUUCAUCACCUGUCUCACCUUGAACAAACAAGGAUUCUAAACACAGAAAGGCCAGUGCAGUCACACGCAGUGCAUUUGAGGUAGUUGAUUGGCUCUCAGGAGAG
This is a messenger RNA of Perognathus longimembris pacificus (Pacific pocket mouse), 5734 nucleotides long. It is a transcript of the gene Asb7, whose product is annotated as ankyrin repeat and SOCS box containing 7. Gene Ontology annotation, biological process: intracellular signal transduction. Gene Ontology annotation, molecular function: protein binding. The record is from RefSeq and is a predicted model, not a curated record. Bases 808 to 1764 code for a protein of 318 amino acids. Lineage: Eukaryota; Metazoa; Chordata; Mammalia; Rodentia; Heteromyidae. The transcript has 6 exons.